CCUCACGGCCUGUCGAUACCGAGACAGCAAGCUCGACCUCUACUCGUUUUGAGGCACGAAGACCGUCAGUGUACACAGCGAGCUGGACAACGCAUGUCCAUCACUCCUCAGCUUGAAGCUCCUCUUUCAAGAUGUUCGUUCCACUUCUGUUCUUCGCCGGUCUGGUCACUGCCAUUCCUGCGCCAGCUCCUGCUGCUGCUGGAUACCGCUUCCUCGGUCGUGUCGAUCCAACUACCAAGGAGCUCACUUGGCCAGGUACUGGCGUAUCGUUCACGUUCAAGGGAACUUCUGCCACCAUCAAUCUUGCCAACGUAGUCGGCGACAAUAGCUUUGACCUAAUUGUCGAUGGCAAAGUACCCAAAGAAAUCGCCAAGGUCGUCAACACCACCAUCUCCACGCCCAAGCUCGCAAAAGGCACCCAUUCCGUCGUCCUUCGUAGACGUUCCGAGACAGCCCUCGGAACAGUCUCCGUCAACACCGUCACCACCGAUGGCACCUUCGUCGCCGAAAAGCCUUUGACCCGCCAGAUCGAAAUUAUUGGCGACUCUAUCACCGUCGGCUACGGCCUUGACGGCACGAACCCCUGCACUAACAACGCCGCCGUGACCGACAACCCCAAAACCUAUGGCGUGCUCGCAGCUAACGCACUCAAUGCAGACUACAACGUUAUCGCCUGGAGCGGCAAAGGCCUCGUCCGCAACAUCGCCACAGGAACUACAGACAUCAGCCCUCUGAUCCCAGAACUAUACACCCGCUACGGCGCCAACGAUGCCAGCGGCAGUUACCCCUUUCCCUCCUCUUGGAAGCCCAGCGCCGUAGUCAUCAACCUAGGUACCAACGACUGGUCCUACCUCGGUUUCAACGCAACCGGCCAGUCCUACGUCGCGCGCGAAGUCCUCAGCCCAGCAACCUUCACAGCCGGGCUCGUCAAGUUUGUCAAGCAAAUCCAGACGCAUUAUCCCACGGUGCAGUUCUUCCUACUCAACAGCCCCAUGCUAAGUGACUCUUAUCCGACGGCGGCGGAUGCGCAAAAAACGAAUCAGACUAAGGCGGUGAAGGAUGCGGUCAAGCAGUUGGGUGCCAAGGCGCAUUUUGUGGAUUGGCCGACGCAAGGGAGUGAGGUUGGGUGUGAUUAUCAUCCCAAUGCGGCGACGCACGCAGCAGAGGGGAAGGUGUUGACUGCUGCUAUUAAGGCUGCGUUGGGUUGGUGAAG
Molecule: messenger RNA, 1213 nt
Organism: Macroventuria anomochaeta
Lineage: Eukaryota; Fungi; Ascomycota; Dothideomycetes; Pleosporales; Didymellaceae
Product: carbohydrate esterase family 2 protein
Exons: 1
Coding region: 132-1211 (359 amino acids)
Molecular function (GO): carboxylic ester hydrolase activity
Source: RefSeq, a predicted model, not a curated record